AAAAUUUAUAGAUGCAAAGAUUGUAAAAAAGUAUUUAGUGAUUCCUCAACGUUGCAACGUCAUCGUUCUGUCCAUAGCGCUGAACGUCCCUUUAAAUGUAGAACCUGUUUUGCUGCAUUUAAGUUAAAGCAUCAUCUUCAACGUCAUGAAAAGCUCCAUGCUAGCUUAGUAACAUGUACAGAUUGCCAUCGUACAUUUUCGCAUUUAUCGCAGUUACAUAAUCAUAUCCGA
This is a messenger RNA of Trichoplax adhaerens, 231 nucleotides long. RefSeq lists its product as uncharacterized. The annotation marks the transcript as partial. Gene Ontology annotation, molecular function: RNA polymerase II cis-regulatory region sequence-specific DNA binding; DNA-binding transcription factor activity, RNA polymerase II-specific. The record is from RefSeq and is a predicted model, not a curated record. NCBI's taxonomy places the organism in Eukaryota, Metazoa, Placozoa, Uniplacotomia, Trichoplacea, Trichoplacidae. Gene Ontology annotation, biological process: regulation of transcription by RNA polymerase II. The transcript has a single exon.